Molecule: messenger RNA, 331 nt
Organism: Paraglomus occultum
Lineage: Eukaryota; Fungi; Glomeromycota; Glomeromycetes; Paraglomerales; Paraglomeraceae
Source: the annotation of a GenBank genome assembly
UGGGUUCAGGACUUAGACAACGGAGAAGUAAUAAGAAACGUAAACAUUAAAGAAGCAGUUGAAAUGAUUGCAGAUGCCUGGAGGAAUGUCAAACCAAUGACGAUAAAAAACUGUUGGCAAUUAACGGGAAUCUUACCCGCCUCAGAUAACAUGGAGAUAGAUGAAAUCGAUGAAGAUAUGUCUAAUUUGAUUUCAGCUCUCAAUCACCUAAAGAUUGCAGAUUCCUCAAUGAAUAUGACAGCAGAAGAAUAUGCUCAGUUGGACGGUGGUUUGAUAAGCGCGGAGUUGCCAACAGAGGAAGAAAUUUUGGAAGAAUUUCUGGAGGCUGAAG